Molecule: messenger RNA, 822 nt
Organism: Lachancea nothofagi CBS 11611
Lineage: Eukaryota; Fungi; Ascomycota; Saccharomycetes; Saccharomycetales; Saccharomycetaceae
Source: the annotation of a GenBank genome assembly
AUGAGCAACCGGAAGAACACAGCGGCCAACUUGUUGUUGAGACAAUACAGAGAACUAACAGAUGCGAAAAAGGCUAUUCCGUCGUUUCACAUAGAGCUUGACGAUGAUUCGAACAUAUUCCUCUGGAACGUGGGCGUGAUGGUGCUGAACGAAGACUCGAUAUACCACGGAGGUUACUUCAAAGCACAAAUGCGGUUCCCGGAGGACUUCCCUUUCUCACCUCCAACUUUCAGGUUCACACCUGCCAUAUACCAUCCAAAUGUCUACCGUGAUGGUCGGUUGUGCAUCUCGAUUCUUCACACCAGCGGUGACCCCACGUCCGAGGAGCCCGACUCCGAGACGUGGUCUCCGGUUCAAACUGUUGAAAGUGUGUUGAUAUCGAUUGUUUCGUUGCUGGAGGAUCCAAACAUAUCGUCUCCGGCUAAUGUGGACGCAGCUGUGGACUACCGUAAAAACGUAGAUCAGUAUAAACAGCGCGUGAAGCUCGAGGUGGAGCGUUCUAAACAGGACAUCCCGGACGGGUUCGUGAUGCCUUCAGCUCGCACGGCGUACGUUUCACAGCGGCACGCAGAACCUGAAGAUACACGAGACUUGGGCGACAACUUCUGGUACGACAGUGACGAGGAUGACGAAGACGAAAACGAGCCUGCGGCUGAUAUCUAUGGGUACGGUGACGAUGAUGACGAUGGAGAGCAAGACAUUCAGUUCGAGGAGGACGAUGAUGUGAGCAUAGACAACGACAGCGUCAUGGAUCGCACACAACCCAGCAAAGCUGAGGAUGAAAGCGAGGAUUUAGAAGACGAGAUGAAGUUAGAGAAGUAA